AUGUAUCGUCAUGGUGAUAGGGGUCCCGUUAAAAUAUUUAAAACAGACCCUAAUCAAGCUGAUAGUUGGUUUCAAGGAGAGGGCUACCUUACUGAGCUUGGCAUGGAGCAACAUUACAUACUGGGAAAAUAUCUGAGAAACCGAUAUAACGGAUUUUUAAACGAAUCGUAUCUUCUGUCCGAGUUCAGUAUCCGAAGUUCUAACAUAGAUAGAUGUCUAAUGUCGGCGUACUGCAACCUGGCUGGAUUAUACCCUCCCACGAGUCGUCAAGUAUGGAAUAAAAAGUUACUAUGGCAACCGAUACCUGUACACACUAUACCUGAACCAUUAGACAAUAUGCUGGCUAUAGACAAACCCUGUCCAAAAUAUGACCAACUUUACCAAAAGUCGCUAAGAUCACCCGUAGUUAUAAAGGAAGAGACGGAAAAUAAGCACAAGGGAACAUAG
Patella vulgata (common limpet) is the source of this 447-nucleotide messenger RNA. Its product is annotated as prostatic acid phosphatase-like. The record is from RefSeq and is a predicted model, not a curated record. The transcript has 5 exons. Lineage: Eukaryota; Metazoa; Mollusca; Gastropoda; Patellidae. Gene Ontology annotation, molecular function: phosphatase activity. Gene Ontology annotation, biological process: dephosphorylation. The coding region runs from base 1 to 447 and encodes 148 amino acids.